This is a messenger RNA of Corythoichthys intestinalis (scribbled pipefish), 1912 nucleotides long. RefSeq names its product chromosome 8 C19orf53 homolog (gene c8h19orf53). Bases 62 to 355 code for a protein of 97 amino acids. The record is from RefSeq and is a predicted model, not a curated record. The transcript has 3 exons. NCBI's taxonomy places the organism in Eukaryota, Metazoa, Chordata, Actinopteri, Syngnathiformes, Syngnathidae.
ACUAAAGACGGGAUGACGUAUUGGCAGAAGAAGACGUAAUUUUAUCUUCCGGUUAGCCAACAUGGCGCAAGGUUCGCAGAAGUUUAAAGCUCAGCGUCCAGGCGCCGCGAAAAAACAACAACAAAACAAGCAAAAGGGACCGAAGAAAGGAGGAAGGAUCAUUGCACCUAAAAAGGCAAAUGUUAUUCAACAACAGAAGCUCAAAAAGGGUCUGGAAGUUGCCAUCCGGAACAAGAUUGAACAUGAUGUGACGCAGAGGGCGAGCUCAUCCCUACACAAGCCCCUCAGCGUGGUCAAAGGCACUGAGGGCAAAGGCAACACGGGACCAGCUCGACCAGGAAUCAGCUCAAAAUAGAUCUGCAUACUAUGGACAUCUAUGAUCGUUAUGACUUUACAAGAAAAAGUCGUUACAGGUUGUAAAGUUUCAGGAUACUGCAUCUUUAUCACUGACCACAGGUGUAUGUGUUGCUGCUUUAUUGAUCUGUUCUUUCUGGCGCAGCGCAACUGUAAAACUGAGAGGAGAUGCUGUAUAUGUGAAUGUAAAUGGUUCUUAUUUAAAAAAUAAAUUUUAGCAAUAGUUAUCCAUCUUCAACCACUUUUGUAUGACCUGCAAACCCCCAAAUUGUAUGAAUGAAAUCAAACGAAAAUUUCCAGAUUGUAAAAGUCUGACAAAUUUUGUCAGCAGAUGUUUAAUAAACCAAGUCAAUCUCGAAAGGCUUAGAGGUCAUUGGAUUUCAAUAUCAAAGUGGACAUAAUUACAUAAUAUACUUUUCAAUUAGAGUAUUGCUUAACAUGUAUCACAUGUAUUUUAUUCAGAUAUCCUACUUACUCAUUAGUGUCACAUGGAGCCUGUCCCAGUUGUUUUUAGCCAGGGUACAGGUGCAUCCUUGGUCAUUAACAAUGCAUUCUUUUUUUGUUUUUGUUUUUUUGGCUCUGUGUAGGCUUAAGAAAUGUCAAGUUAAACGAUAUCCUGGUUGUUAAACCCUGCUGUAUUAGAAUACAACACUGCAAUCGUUACUGUACUUCAGUAUAUAAUAACCCUCAGUGAGGGUUUUAUUGCCACCUGGUGGUAAACGUGAGUCUCAACAUCAUUGUACACUCAAUCACCAUGGUUUUGCCAAAAUCAUUUCUGAAGUCAAUUUACAAGCAGUUAAAAUAAGUAUCAAUACUUAAGAUAGAAAAUACUGUCAAUUAAACAGACUAAAACAUAUCUGAUCUAAGGUUUUCUGUGCCAUCUUUAGAGAUGGCCGCUUCAAAAAUCAACUUUCAACUUUGUUUUCAGAAAAUUAUCAAUCUAGAAGUAGUAAGUUAAUGAUUUAAAAAAAAAAAAAACGCUACUUGAUAAAUAGGAACAUUAAAUGUCUUUUUAUCGGAUUCAAUUAGAGGUUGAGCCUGAUUUGCAAAUCAUUGUACUUUUUUGUUGUUGAACAAUGUGCAGAAAUACUGUACUGUAUUGUCAACUGUACAACAGAAUAUUCAUGAACAAAUUCAGGGUACAAUACAUUAACACUGGCCAACAUUUGGUGUGGCAUGAUUUUCUUGAAAGAAAAAAUGUCGCCGUUUUCAAAUCUACAAUCAUUUCCCCCCUGAAUGCUUUAGUUUUCAUGCAAUCUGCAUUUUUUGAUAUUCUCAUAUGAGUGGUAUUUUAUACAGAUUCUUCAUAUAUUUUCGCCCAAUAACAGUUGAACUUUUCAGUCCUUUGCAUAGUUAUGUUGUUUCUGAGCCGUUUUCAACAUUAUUAGCUUGUCAUAGUUGAAUAAUAUUGCAGCCCUUUGCCACCAGUGCAGUACAGCACGUGUCACGUUGUCUCUUGUUGCUAUUAUUAUAGGGCCAGCUCUCUGUCCACUUUGUUAAAAGUAUCACGUUGCAAUAAGUUUCCAUUGUACAAUUUAAAUCUGAUUUGGGAAGGAAA